Molecule: messenger RNA, 1719 nt
Organism: Aspergillus terreus NIH2624
Lineage: Eukaryota; Fungi; Ascomycota; Eurotiomycetes; Eurotiales; Aspergillaceae
Product: putative RING and UBP finger domain protein
Exons: 2
Coding region: 1-1719 (572 amino acids)
Biological process (GO): protein ubiquitination; Ras protein signal transduction
Cellular component (GO): cytoplasm
Molecular function (GO): ubiquitin protein ligase activity; zinc ion binding
Source: RefSeq, a predicted model, not a curated record
AUGAUCCCCACGGCACAGGAAAUUCCCACGACGAAGCGCCCCGACCGCAGAGAUCUCCCCGACAACCCCAUCGCCACCGGCAUCGGCACCGACAUUCUCGGCGGCCUCCGCACCAAGGGCCAUUACAUCCCGCUCGACGAGCAGUCCUCCGACAGCGUCUGGGGCAUCGUCCAUCUGUAUCGCGAUGUCCACGAGACUCCUUACUUAGUCAAGGAGGACUAUCCCCCGGAGUUGAAGGGCUCCGCGGCCGCCGCGGCGCGUCAGUCCUACGAUGAUUUGGGGAGUGCGUCGUCGACGCCGCCACGGGAGGUGGUCCAUCCAGACGAUGACUGCACAACGCUAUGUAUUCUGGCUGUGCCGUCGUAUAUGUCGCCGAGCGACUUUUUGGGGUUUGUCGGCGAGGGGACCAGAGAUGACGUGAGCCAUUUUCGCAUGAUCCGGACCGCGCGCGCCAAUCGAUACAUGGUUUUGAUGAAGUUUCGCAGCGGAAAGAAGGCGCGCGAGUGGCAGAAGGAGUGGAAUGGGAAGGUGUUUAACAGCAUGGAGCCUGAAACGUGUCACGUCGUCUUUGUGAAGACAGUCGAAAUACAAGCCGUCGAUCCCGAGUCGCAGCCUCCCGCGACAACGGCCACCACUUCUGGCCAACCCAUACCGUCCGCGACGCUUUCCACCCGGCCGCUGGCGCCACGCACCCCGGCGCUCAUCGAGCUGCCCACGUGUCCCGUGUGCCUGGAGCGCAUGGACGAGACGACAGGGCUGCUGACGAUCAUCUGCCAGCACGUCUUCCACUGCACGUGUCUGCAGAAGUGGAAAGGCAGCGGGUGUCCGGUGUGCCGGUACACGCAGGACGACCUGCGCAAGACGAGCCAGAGCGCGGGGCCGUCCGGUGACGACGCGGAGCAGCCGCCCGCCGAAUGCAACGUGUGCCACUCGGACGUCAACCUGUGGGUGUGUCUGAUCUGCGGGCACGUCGGCUGCGGGCGGUACGAUGGGGCGCACGCAUUCGCGCACUACAAGGACACGGCGCACGCGUUCGCGAUGGACCUCGCCUCGCAGCGCGUGUGGGACUACGUCGGCGAUGCCUACGUGCACCGCAUCAUCCAGAGCAAAUCCGACGGCAAGCUGGUCGAGCUGCCGGCCGCCGACCACAGCGCGCUCGACCCGCCCGACUGGUCCGACGCCGUGCCCCGCGAGAAGCUCGAGAAUAUCAGCGUCGAGUACACGCACCUGCUGACCAGCCAGUUGGAGAGCCAGCGCGCGUACUUUGAGGAGGUGGUCGAGCGCGCCGUCGACAAGGCGUCGCAGGCGAGCGCCGCGGCGGCGGCGGCGCAAGAGGCGGCCGAGCGGGCGGACGAGUCUCUGCGCGCGCUGCAGACGCAGUACGACCGGCUCGUCGGCGAGACCGUGCCGGGUCUCGAGCGCGACAAGCUCCGCGCGGAGAAGCGCGCAGACAAAGCUGAGAGCAUGGCGCGCAAGCUGGAGAAGGAGUGGCGCGAGGAAAAAACCAUGAACGAGAGCCUGAUGAAGCGCAUUGAGCAUCUAUCCAGCGAGGUCGAGACGCUGCGCGUCGCCAACGCCGACCUGACGGAGCAGAACCGCGAUCUGACCUUCUUCAUCAGCGGGUCAGAGCGGCUGAAGGGACAGAGCGAGGACAUCGUCCAGGGGACGGUCAGCGUGCCGGAGCCGUCGACCAAGAAGGGGAAGAAGAAGCGGCGGUAG